Protopolystoma xenopodis is the source of this 498-nucleotide messenger RNA. NCBI's taxonomy places the organism in Eukaryota, Metazoa, Platyhelminthes, Monogenea, Polystomatidea, Polystomatidae. The record is from the annotation of a GenBank genome assembly.
AUGAACAUUGAAACAGAUGAAAUCCGAUUGGGCGUAUACCGUGGACUCUUUAAUCCUGACUCGCUGAUUAGUGGAUUCGAGGACUCGGCAAGCAACUUCACUAGAGGCUUUCAUUCUGUCGCACAGACACUGAUGGGAAAAACGAUGAAUUCCAUUCGACACGAGGUCGAGCGCACCAACAACCUUCAGGCCCUCUUUUUGUACCAUUCUUACAGUGGCGGCACAGGAGCUGGUGUGACAUGCCGUAUUCUGCAAGCCUUGGAACUUGAAUAUCCAAAGACUCCUAAACUCCAGUUAACAGUGUUUCCAGGCAACACAAUGUGCGCCUCUGUUGUGGAGCCAUACAACACAGUUCUUUGCUGUAGCGUUUCGGACCCACAGUCUGAUGUCACUAUUCUCGUGGACAACGAGGCGCUAGUGAAGAUGUGUACGAACCUACUGAAAAUUGACCGACCCGUCUACACCAACCUCAACCGAAUAAUGUCUCAGGUGUGCUAG